AUGGAGAAAGUGGUAGGAGAAGAUGUCAAGGAGGCGGAAGAGCGAGGAAGGGGAACGCAGGGACAGUGGGUUAUGAAAUCUUUUGAGUAUGAGGAGUGGGGAUGGAGAUGUUUGAGAGUAUUUACUGACGCAGCUGAUAAAAUGUCACUGAAGACAGAAAACAGAAAACAGAAUUCUACUUUCCAUUCUUUUCUUCCGAGAGAAAUUGCUCUUGAGCGAGAAAAACAUUUAACCAUAUGUACUAACACCACUGUACAUCGAGUCGAAUUUUCAGACGACGAUGGAAUUCCUCGUGCGAGUAAAGUGAUCUUCGGAAGCUCUGAUUCAAAAUCCACGAAGACUUUUGAGGCCAAGGUAAUGAAAGAAGUAAUUAUUUGCUCUGGUGCGCUAGGUUCACCGCAAGUGUUGAUGUUGAGCGGCAUUGGUCCUCGUCAACAUCUCGAAGAACACAAUAUCAAAGUCAUCCACGACCUACCGGGAGUUGGUUCCAAUUUCACCGAUCAUCCAAGUAUCCCCGUGGCAUGGGAAAUCCCAAUUUCAGAAUCCAUCAUCCAAGUCGCCGUAUCCCCAUUAAAAGCCAUUCUUGAGUUAGCCAAAUAUCUUCUCUUUGGAACCGGUAUCAUGAGUCUCCCAUCUCAAACACUUAGUUUCUUCAUCCGUUCUCAAUCUCUCAAUGAACAUGCUAUCGGGUCACUCAUCAAAGAUUCCUCAUCCUCAAAUAUCGAACCUACACCCACAGAAACAUCUCCUCUCCAUCUUUCCAAGCCUCAAAAUCAAGUCCCUGAUAUCGAAUUAAUACCACUGGCCGUAAGCGCUACGGACGACACGAAAGAGCACCAAUCGACAUUUUCCAAAAUAGGAAUCUUUUGCAUCCUCGCCGUAAUUUGCGAUCCCUUAUCUCGCGGCAGCGUGCGACUUACAUCCUCAUCCCCGCAUUCCUAUCCCGCCGUCGAUUUCGGCAUCUUUUCCAAUCCAGACGAUAUGAUCCUCGCCCGACGCGCCGUCCAUCUCGCCCUUGCCUUCGGCAAAACCAUGCUGGCUUCCGGAUUUCCUCUCCUCCGUCCCGUAACCUUCUCAUCCGAGUCCCAAGAUCUCGAUGUCGAGCAUGGAGAUCAUGAAGAGAUGGAUAAGUUCAUACGUCACAGAGUGCGAAAUACGUUCCACUAUUCAUCGACAUGUCGCAUGGGUUCUGAAGCCGAUGAAAAUGCUCCUGGGGUGGUAGAUAACGAAUUACGUGUCCAUGGGGUAAAAGGUGUGAGAAUUGCAGAUGCGAGUGUUUUUCCUAAGAUUGUGAGUCACCAUACCAUGGCUCCUGCGGCAAUGGUUGCGACAAGAUGUGCCGGUUUCCUGGUGGAUGCGCAGAAGAAUAGUUAG
Molecule: messenger RNA, 1374 nt
Organism: Botrytis byssoidea
Lineage: Eukaryota; Fungi; Ascomycota; Leotiomycetes; Helotiales; Sclerotiniaceae
Exons: 5
Coding region: 1-1374 (457 amino acids)
Molecular function (GO): flavin adenine dinucleotide binding; oxidoreductase activity, acting on CH-OH group of donors
Source: RefSeq, a predicted model, not a curated record